Messenger RNA from Eutrema salsugineum, 1093 nucleotides. RefSeq names its product heme-binding protein 2. The coding region runs from base 12 to 758 and encodes 248 amino acids. The transcript has 4 exons. The record is from RefSeq and is a predicted model, not a curated record. Lineage: Eukaryota; Viridiplantae; Streptophyta; Magnoliopsida; Brassicales; Brassicaceae.
GAUUGAGACACAUGCUUUUUAAGUACAGGAACUAUAGUAAAACAUACACACACAAGAGGAUUUGGCUGCACUACAGAGAUUGUGUUGUCAACAAUUGUAACGCGGUCAAACUUGUACGAAAGUCAUCUAGUCAAAGCCUAGUCGUGGCUGUAUCAUGUGCUAAGGCUCCUGCACCGUGGAACCCAUCUAUGGGGAUACGUCCGGGAACGUGUGACCACUACGAGUGUCCCACCUACAAUUUGGCCGAGGCUGGCUACGGCUAUGAGAUCCGCGUGUAUGACUCUGCGGUCUGGAUGUCCACUGCUCCCAUCCCUGCCCCAUCCAUGACUCAAGCCACCAAAACCGGUUUCCAAAGAUUAUUUAGUUACAUACAAGAAGAUAACAAGAGCAAGACAAAGAUGAAUAUGACAGCUCCGGUGAUCACACAAGCAACACCGGGAAAAUCAGUACUCUACAUGUACACCGUCUCUUUCUACCUCCCGAAGAAGAACCAACAGAAUCCACCUCUUGCCGAUGACCUCCACGUGCAGCCAUGGAAACCAACUCACGUAGCCGUGAGGCAGUUUGGUGGGUACGUGACGGACGAUGCAGCCAAGAAAGAAGCUGCAGCUCUGAUGGCUAGCCUCAAGGGUACUGAGUGGAGUGUGUCCAUCGAGAAGAGCAAAGGAAAGUCGCCGGAUUAUUUGGUAGCCGAUUACAACCCGCCGUUCCAGACCACGGAUAGAGUUAAUGAGAUUCUGGUUCCUUUUAACAUGUAAUGAGGUUAUACGCCCUCACAAUCCGAUUGUUAAGACUUAGCAAUUGGAAUUACGAGAGGUGGUUUAGAAGCGAGAGGACUUUAACAGCUUCUUUAUUAAACCGGUUCAAUAAAAAAAAUUCAUGGUUAAUAUUUUCAUAUUUAUCUUCUUCUGGUUAACAACAAUAGUAGAUUAUUCGUAGUAAGGAUAGGAAAGGAAACAAAAACAGAACCGCUUUCCAACUCAAGAUCUCUCACAAGGUGUUAAACCAGUAAACCGGAAAAGAAAACAAAAGAAAAAGGCAAGAUUUGCAGAUCUUGAAGCGAUUCUACAUCUUUUGGUUGAAGUAAACUGAG